GCGGUCCCUGCUGCGGGCACCGGCGGGCGGCGCGGCGGCUGCGACCGCGAUGCUGAAGGGCUCCGUGCUCCCUCAGAGGCGGCAGCGGGCUCCAGCCCCCGGGAGCAGCCACCCCUUCUGCUGAAGACAGAAACUUUGCGUGUCCGCCGCUCCCUCUCCUCCCCCUUCCUUUCGCCCUCCUCCAUGCGCUGAGCGGCCGCGGGGCGCCCGCCCGGCCCCAUGGACGCCUUCAGCGCCGCCAAGGCCAAAAUGGGGGCGAAGAGCGGCGGCGAGGCGGCGGCGGCGGCGGGGGUGGCCGCGCCUCCGCCCGCUGCGCCGGCCCCCAGCCCCGCCGGUCCCGGCUCGCCCGCCGCGCUCGAGCCCGCCGCUUACAAGCUGGAGGACCUGGAGACCCUGGCCACCGUGGGCACGGGUACCUUUGGACGUGUUCAUCUGGUGAGGGAAAAAAUGGGCAAACGUUACUUUGCACUGAAAGUAAUGAGCAUUCCUGAUGUCAUUCGACUGAAGCAAGAGCAACACGUGCACAACGAAAAGUCUGUCUUAAAAGAAGUCAACCACCCCUUUUUGAUCAGAUUAUUUUGGACCAACCACGAUGAACGUUUUUUAUAUAUGUUAAUGGAAUAUGUACCAGGAGGAGAACUUUUUAGUUACCUGCGCAACAUGGGGCGUUUCAACAACAGCACAGGACUGUUUUACUCUGCGGAAAUUAUUUGUGCAAUAGAAUACCUGCACUCCAAAGAAAUAGUUUAUAGAGACUUAAAACCUGAAAAUAUAUUACUGGACAAAGAAGGACAUAUCAAGCUUACUGACUUUGGAUUUGCUAAAAAGCUGGUGGAUAGAACGUGGACUCUCUGUGGCACUCCUGAGUACCUUGCACCAGAAGUUAUACAAAGUAAAGGCCAUGGAAGAGCUGUGGAUUGGUGGGCCUUAGGAAUUCUUAUAUUUGAGAUGUUGUCAGGGUUUCCUCCAUUUUUUGAUGACAAUCCAUUUGGUAUAUAUCAGAAGAUUCUUGCUGGCAAAAUAGAUUUCCCGAGGCAUUUGGAUUUAUAUGUAAAAGAUCUUAUUAAGAAGCUACUUGUGGUUGACAGAACAAGACGACUAGGAAAUAUGAAGAAUGGAGCCGAUGAUGUGAAGAGACAUCGAUGGUUCAGGUCUAUAGAUUGGGACGCUGUACCUCAAAGGAGACUAAAGCCUCCUAUAGUACCCAAAGUGUCCAAUGAUGGAGAUACUUCCAAUUUUGAAGCUUAUCCUGAAGAUGACUGGAAUAAGACACCUCCAGUACCUCCAAAAGAUCUAGAAAUUUUCAAGAACUUCUGAAAGCAACAUCUACAAUGGAUGAGAAGCUGGAAGAAAAUUGAAGUCCUAAGAGCAAGUCUGAAGAAUGAUGGAGUUCAUAUGUAAAUGAAAAUUUUCGUUGUAGCUAAGAAUGAUACUGAAUUCACAUGUGUGUAUUAGUAUAUAGUAAAUACCUAAAGAGGUGGAGGCAGGCAAGAAUGAUUUUUUGCUGUAAACAUUUAACAUUAGUUUAGUUAAUUGUAAUAAUGAUAGUCUACUCUGAAGUAGACUCACUAAAAUAGUAUUUUUAGGAUUUAUUUUUUUUAACUUAUGGUUAAGUUUCCUGCUAUUCUCAGAUCCUUUUUGCAUAGUUAACUCAUAGACUUAAUUUUAUAAGUUUAUACUAAACUUGUGUAAUUAAAAGCACAAAUUAGUAUAUAUGUAUAUAAUGAAUACAAAACAACUAAAGCACAGGAAUUGUGCAAAGAUGUAAAUUUUUGUACUUUGCAGAGUCUAUGAUUUUUAUUUUUCAAAUAAUGUUUUUCAAGAAGUUCUUUAGGAAUAAAAAUCUUAAAAAGGAUAAAUGAGUUUUUCAUCAUCUUAUAUACAUUUUAUAAUUCUUUGUAAAAAAUAAAAAUAAUUACGUUUUAAAAAAGAUUUGUACCUAAAAUUUCCAAUGCCUCACACUUGCAACCAUAGUACUUGAAAGCAGAAAGACAAGGGCAUGUUUUAUUGUUGUUUAAGGUGCAUCUUAAUGGCUAAUUCAAGAAGUUCUGUUAAAAUUAUGUCUCUUUGCAAACCUGGAUUUUGAAUGAUUUUACGCUGUCUGAAAUGAGAUUCCUCACGUGAAGACUCACUGUAAACAUGCAGUUCAGUGCAUACUGAAAAAGGGCUCUAACUAGCUCUUACAGGAGUUGUUCUGUCUCAAGCUUGCUGUCUUCUCCAAGCAUGAGCCAUAACAGACCUUUUUCAUUAGUGAAAUAGUUGUUGUUGAAUGCUGGGUGCUUCAGAAUAUCAGAGGGAAGACUGAAUAUAUAGUAAAGCCUGAUUUUUUUUGCUCCUGCUUUUUAAAAAAUGUCCCGAAGUCUCUGCUGCCAGGAAUUUCGUAUGUAUAGGGUUCAAACCCUAGAUGUAAGGAGUCUUUUUUCAUCCUGCUCUAACAUCUUUCUAGCAGCUUGAGUACACUGUAUUUUGGAACUAUUUGCAAUAUUGCUUCAUUUUAAGUAGCAGCAAAUAUCAUUGUGUGCAUAUGGAUCUGUGUAUAUGAAUGCACAUGAAUGUGAAGGUAGAUUGUAUACAAGUUAGAAUUUUUUUUCAUUUUUUUUUGAGGUUACAUAUUGUGAUGCUUGUGUUAAUAUAGAGGAAUUGAUUUUGAAGUGCUUCAAUUGCAAAAAGUUAUUACAUUGACUUUACAUUGUUUCCAGAGCCAUGUGUACAUACUCCUGUAACUACUGACCUCGUCAAAUGCUUUCUAGGACAAAACUGCUUUCAGAUUUUUUUUAAUUCAAAUCCUGAAUUAAAAACUACAACCAAACUGUUUUUUAAGCAUUAUUUGAAGUGAUCAGUUAUUUUUUUCUACAGUCUUGGACUUAAUGAACUAUUACCAGCCCAUUUAAUUUAUUUGCACAAGUGAGCCUGUUUUAUUUUAAGUCUUUGCUGGGACUUCAUGGCCCACUAAUGUAGUUCUGUCUGAGAGUUCAUGCAGAUAUACGCUGCACUAAGAGCUCUGGAUUUAUGGAUUUUUUUUUUUUUUAAGAAGACUGGAACACUUUUUUAUUUUCUAUUCAAGUAGGGUAUUCUCUGAAGUUCAUUUUACUUUGAUUGCUUCUGUUAGCACAUGUUUUUGCAUACAGACUGUUGUCUUGCAAAAGAGCCCUUAGGCCUUUGGUAUUCCACGUCAGUGAACAAGAAUGUUAAACAUUAAAAAACCAACCUUUAUUUUUGAGUUUUAUAUAUAUAUAUAUAUACAUAUAUAUAUAUAUAUUUUUAAUUGCCCAGUUUGAGGUUUUAAGUGAUUAACUUGCAUUGUAAACUCAAUUGCCUUGUAACCAAAUUAUAUAAAUGCUUCAUGAUUUCAAUGAAGAAUAUGCUGUAAAUUUUCCUGUAAAUUAGCUUGAUCAAUGAAUAUGUGUGCUACUGAGCUUUAACUAGUGUGAUCUUCCACUGUAGAAAGUCAUUGUCAAUGGGUCAAAUAGAGGUACUAAACUAUGUUUAAAUGGAUGAACAGGGAUUUUGCAGUUUUGAAAGCAAUUAAGCUAUGGCUGUUCCUCAGCCCAUCUGCUUGCCAUUCAGAAGAGUUGUGAUGCAGUGCUUCCUAUGCUAUAGAAUUGUUUUUCAGCUUUCAAUGACUGUAGCAUGAUUCCUUUUUGUACUGUACUGUGUACAGACUUUCUAUGUUUUGCACUUUUCUAUGGCAAACUUUGACUGCUCUAUAAAUACUCUGUUGUGUAGUAAGUAGUGAUAGUGGUAGCAGGCAUUUGUGUGCUGCAUAAUCAGUUCGAACUGCUAGACUUGCGAGGUUAACUUGAACUAACAUUGUAUGUUGCUGGUUGCUUGUUGUAGCUCACAUGUAUAAGUACUGUUCAAAGUUACAAAGUCAGCCCUCAUUGCACAAUGAAAAUCACUGUGAUCUGUACAUAAACCCUAGUAAAACUUUAUUGCUGUUAAUUUAUGUAAUAUCUGUCAAAUCUGGAUUCAUUUAAUAAACCUUUAUAUCUUUUUAAAUGUUUUAA
This is a messenger RNA of Pipra filicauda (Wire-tailed manakin), 4007 nucleotides long. It is a transcript of the gene PRKX, whose product is annotated as protein kinase X-linked. Gene Ontology annotation, molecular function: protein serine/threonine kinase activity; ATP binding. The transcript has 9 exons. Bases 220 to 1317 code for a protein of 365 amino acids. Lineage: Eukaryota; Metazoa; Chordata; Aves; Passeriformes; Pipridae. Gene Ontology annotation, biological process: protein phosphorylation. The record is from RefSeq and is a predicted model, not a curated record.